UGAUACAUAAUUUACACAUAGACAUUUCAGAAGAGGGAAAAAACCGACAUGUGACCAAAAAAAAAGAAAAGUAAAAUGUGCUAAGAGGGAAAAGAGCUGAAUUCUAUGUUGGAGAAAACAAUGGGUAGAAGAGGAUGUUCCAAGUGGAAUAUUCUGACAAGCUCUGGGAAGGAACCAGGAGAGACCUUGGCCACCUAAGAGCUGAAAGAAGACGGAAACCUGGGCUUAUAAAUGCAGAAGUUUGUUGAAUCUACAGAUGUAGUACCUGAGGAUAUGGAGGGCCAGCUAUCCUGUAUAUAACUCACUUCAUCCUCAGAACAACCCUAGCAAGAGAGAAGUCCAAGAGCAUGGCACCAGCAACCGGUGAGGCCUUUCAUGCUGGAUGUCUCCUGAUGGAAGGUGGAAGGGCAAGAGAAGGCAAGCUCAUUUUGGUUUCAUGAUGGAAUUUGAACAUUACCUCAAGAGGCUUCAUAUUUUGAAUUAGUUCAUUGUUCUCAUCCUCCUGGUUAUUUCUUUGGACUCAUUUUUUGAUAUCACUUUGAGGUAUUAAAUACAAAAAGAGGAUACCAUGGACUACAAGGAAAGCUGUCCAAGUGUAAGCAUUCCCAGCUCUGAUGAACACAGAGAGAAAAAGAAGAGGUUUACUGUUUAUAAAGUUCUAGUCUCUGUGGGAAGGAGUGAAUGGUUUGUCUUCAGGAGAUAUGCAGAGUUUGACAAACUUUACAACACUUUAAAGAAACAGUUUCCUGCUAUGGCUCUGAAGAUUCCUGCCAAGAGAAUAUUUGGUGAUAAUUUUGAUCCAGAUUUUAUUAAACAAAGAAGAGCAGGACUAAAUGAAUUCAUUCAGAAUUUAGUUAGAUAUCCAGAGCUUUACAACCAUCCAGAUGUCAGAGCAUUCCUGCAAAUGGACAGCCCAAAACAUCAGUCAGAUCCAUCAGAAGAUGAGGAUGAAAGAAGUACUCAGAAGCUCCACUCUACCUCACAGAACAUCAACCUGGGACCAACUGGAAAUCCUCAUGCUAAACCAACUGACUUUGACUUUUUAAAAGUUAUUGGAAAAGGCAGCUUUGGCAAGGUUCUUCUUGCAAAACGAAAACUGGAUGGAAAAUUUUAUGCUGUCAAAGUGUUACAGAAAAAAGUAGUUCUCAACAGGAAAGAGCAAAAACAUAUUAUGGCCGAACGUAAUGUUCUCUUGAAAAAUGUGAAACAUCCAUUUUUGGUUGGAUUACAUUAUUCUUUCCAAACAAGUGAAAAGCUUUACUUUGUUCUGGAUUUUGUUAAUGGAGGGGAGCUGUUUUUUCACUUACAAAGAGAACGGUCUUUUCCUGAACACAGAGCAAGAUUUUAUGCUGCUGAAAUUGCCAGUGCAUUGGGUUAUUUGCACUCCAUCAAAAUAGUAUACAGAGAUUUGAAACCAGAAAAUAUUCUUUUGGAUUCAAUGGGACACGUUGUCUUAACAGAUUUUGGGCUUUGUAAAGAAGGAAUUGCUAUCUCUGAUACCACCACAACGUUUUGUGGGACACCAGAGUACCUUGCACCUGAAGUAAUCAGGAAACAGCCUUAUGACAACACUGUGGAUUGGUGGUGCCUUGGUGCUGUUCUGUAUGAAAUGCUCUACGGAUUGCCACCUUUUUACUGUCGAGAUGUUGCUGAAAUGUAUGAUAAUAUUCUUCACAAGCCUCUAAAUUUGAGGCCAGGAGUGAGCCUCACAGCCUGGUCCAUCCUGGAAGAACUCUUAGAAAAAGACAGGCAAAAUAGACUUGGUGCCAAAGAAGACUUUCUUGAAAUUCAGAAUCAUCCUUUUUUUGAAUCACUCAGCUGGACUGACCUUGUACAAAAGAGGAUUCCACCACCCUUUAAUCCUAAUGUGGCUGGCCCAGAUGAUAUCAGGAACUUUGACACAGUAUUUACAGAGGAAACAGUUCCAUAUUCUGUGUGUGUGUCUUCUGACUACUCUAUCGUGAAUGCCAGUGUACUGGAGGCAGAUGAUGCAUUCGUUGGUUUCUCUUAUGCACCUCCUUCAGAAGACUUAUUUUUAUGAACAGUUUGCAAUUCAGAACCAAGCAAAUACAAGCCUGCAGAUGGGACUGAAAUUCCUAUUUGUGUGAAUAUAUUCAAAUAUGUAUAACAGUGCCUCAUUUUUAUAUGUAAUGUUUAAAACUAUGAAAAAUAUUUUCUGUAUGCAAGGAAAUAGGGCAUUUCAAAGAGCUAUGUUUUGAAUUAAAAUUUGUAUUCUUGUUUACUAAGCUUUUUUAAACAAAAUUUAAAAUCUGUUGUUCUUAGCAUUAACCUAUUUUUAAAGAAAACUUUUCUGCUAUUGACUGUUUCUCUCUUAAGUUUACAUUAACAUGCCCAAGAUAGACUGUUUUUUUAACAAUCUCUUUCAGUUCAUUUAACAUAUAUUAAUACCUUUGUAACUCUACUAUGACUUUUGUUAUUGUAUCAGAACUAUGCAAUUGGUACAUAGUUGUUUAAAAAGAAACCAUAUCUUUCUAUGGUAAAUUGGUGUUUGAAAUAAAAAGUCUUGGUGUAGAAUUAAAAUAUAAAAGCAUGUUAACACAUUGGUUGUUAACACUGAAUAAGUAUUCUUUUUGCAGAUAAGUAACAAAAGGAAAUAAUUUGCUUUUGAAAUACCAGUUCAAAUUUGUGAUUUUUUUUUUUUGGUCUGGAGGAAAAGAAGAAAGUUAAUGGUUAGAAAUUUAAGACUUCCCAAAGAUUUGAAGGGUAAUAAAGUACUGCUAGAUUUUUUUUUUUCAGGUGGGGCCAAAAAUGAGUGUUUCUGUGUUAUAUAUUUAUAUUAUAAAUAUAUUCUAUUUAUGUUCCUUUGGUGUUUUUAAUAUUUGAUACACUGUUAAGUAGGUCUGAAUCUUGAUAUUUGCUUAUGCAAAUAGCUAUUUCAAAACUAUUUGGUUAAGUAAAAAGAUCUUUCUAGAAUACCUAAUUUAAAAUUUAAAAGUAAAAUAACAAAUCUGGAUCAAUGUAGAACAGUUCUACUAUAACAAGAGUUAAAAAUAAUUUAUGCAGUUUCAUAUGCAGUAUCUUUUUUUUUUCUUUUUUGGUAUUUCUGGGGAUCAAACCCAGAGCCUUGAACAUACAAAGGAUGCAUGCAUUCUACCACUAAAUUAUAGCCCUAAUCCAUCAGUAUAUUUUGAGUCUUAUAAAAAGUACAUAAAACUGAACUUAGAAAUCAUAGCAUACCAGUUAACUCGUUCCUUUUCAAGUCAUAUAGGAAAUAGUAGUAUAAAGGUUUAGUGAGUCAGUUUAGAUGCUCUAAGAACAAAUUUCCCUUCAAUGUAUUCACUUCAGAGAAAUCACAAAGGCAUUUCUCACCCAUAUCCUUUGGCUUAAAAAUAUUCCUCAGAAUUGGGGAAGGGGGGUACUUUUGUUCAAUUAAUAUUUACAUCUAAUACACUGAAUCUUCCUUUAGAGGUAAGACUUUAAUAUCUACACUGUAAAUAUUUGGUUUGUUUGGCACUACUGUAAGUUCUGCUUUUAAACAAAACUCUUUGUUCAUUAUAAAUCAAGAUUAAAAACUAGCUUCUUGUAUGAUUUUUUUACUUAGAUACUCCUUAAACUACCCCAAAUUAAAGUGCAAUACUGUAUAUUUCUAAGGACAAAUAUAAAAUAGAAUUUUGAUGUUUCUUGGAUCAUCAGAAAUACAGAUUCAUAUAGUAUAAUAAAAUUAGCAAAAAGAUUAAUGAUCAUCAAAUGCCUGUUAUUUGAAAUUAAAAUUGAUAGUGGUUACAGUAAUCAUUACAAAGUAAAUUACAUAUUUAAGGGGGAAAAGUGUAAAAUUUUAACAAACUAUUUGCUCUCCCAUCCGAGUACUAACUAGGCCCAACCCUGAUUAGCCUCUGAGAUUAGACGAGAUCGGGCAUGUUCAGCUUGGUGUGGCUGUAGACUAACAAACUAUUUGGACAAAUUACUAGAUUAUUAUAAGGCUAAUAGGUGUUUUAUCUUGGGACAAAAUUUCUUCAAAGUAUCAAAUUUAUCUUUUCUCUCAUAGCAUUAAUAUUUCAGUAAAGUAUAUGCUCCUUGAAUAGUUGAACUAAUUCACGGUAUUUACCAAAAUAAAGGUCUAAAUGAAGAUUUCCAUGACUAAUAUCUGCAGUUUGGAAGUUAGCUCUGUUUUUGAAAUGGGAUUUCUUGCCACUUCAAGAAAAGUUUUUACUUAUACUGGUUUUUACAGAUUAUCCCACUUCCAAUAUGAAUAUAACAGUCUGGUGAGGAUCCUUUUUCAUAGAUAGAGCCUUCUUACUGUGUCCUUGUGGGGUUGGAAGAGGCUGAUUUUCUGGGUUCUCUUAAAGGCACUAAACCAAUCACCUCCCAAAGCUCUACCUUUCAACAUUAUUAAGGAUUAGAUUGCAACAUGAAUACAGUGAAGAUGCAAACAUUCAGAACAUAGCAGUAUGAAACACACAAGUGAGUUUCAGAUGACUUAAGUAUCUUGAUAAGCCAGUUUUUGUAUAAAUGAGAUUAACAGGGACAGAGUAAAGAGUAUUACAUAGCUUUUAUUAAGUGUAAAAGGAUUCUUGUAUAUAAAAAUAUUGGAGUUCUUUACUAAAAUAAUAUGAAUGGAAAUUGCUUUUAAUUUCCCUGAUAGCAUUCCAUUUGGAGAUUAUUUAUGUAGCACUUUUGGUUUCUUGUGAAUGCUAUGUAAUUAUCCAUUUGAACCCAUUGAACAGUCGUCACUAACCAAAAAGACCACUACACAAGAAUAUUUCUCAGUUCACUACUUCUUUGUAUUCCCAUUUGUAUGAAGGUAAUGAAAUCAGAAUAAUUGUUGAGCUUUCUUAAAAUGUUUUUGUUUUGUUUUGUGUUUUGUACUGGGAAUCUAACUCGGGUCCUUGCGCUUGCAAGGCAGA
Fukomys damarensis (Damara mole-rat) is the source of this 4865-nucleotide messenger RNA. Its product is annotated as serine/threonine-protein kinase Sgk3. Bases 569 to 2041 code for a protein of 490 amino acids. The record is from RefSeq and is a predicted model, not a curated record. Gene Ontology annotation, biological process: protein phosphorylation. Lineage: Eukaryota; Metazoa; Chordata; Mammalia; Rodentia; Bathyergidae. Gene Ontology annotation, molecular function: phosphatidylinositol binding; protein serine/threonine kinase activity; ATP binding. The transcript has 19 exons.